AUGGCUAGUAACGAUGAAUAUGAAAUUGUUCUGAUAGAGAAUGAAAUAGAUGCUUGUUUAUGCGCUAAACUACUUGCAGAAGAAUUUGCUGCACACAAUCCUUUAUCGAUUUUUAAUCAAGCAACAGCCAAGCAAUCAUUCGAUCAAUGGGCAUGGCCAUUUAUGAUCAAUGCACUUGAUAAAAAAUUAUCAUUCCUUAUAGGACAUCGUUCAACGAAUGAAAUUGUUGCAGUAAUCAUAGCCAGUAAUCUAUUUUUAUAUUGUGAAAAACAUCCAUAUGAUGCUUCUAGCCCUGCAUCUCAUCACCCAACGAACGAUUUAUUAGCAGAAAUGCUUGAUCAAUUUAUUCAUCCUGGUGCAACACGAUCUAAACAUUCAGGUAAAACGUUAGGCGCUCAACUACGUACACAUGUAUGUACUCAUGCACGAAAUACAAAAGGAUUUCAAUAUGCAUUUAUACAAACAUGUAAUCCAGCAACACGUCAUAUCUAUGUUAAAAGAAUGAAUGGAAAAGAAAUGACAAUUCUUGAUCCAGCAACUUGGGUGUGGAAGAAGAAAGAUGAUGGUUUAUCAUGUCCAUUUACAGACUAUAAAGACGAACCAAUUGUUAAUAUUUUUCUCAAUCUGACUAAACAACAAUAA
This is a messenger RNA of Rotaria sp. Silwood2, 642 nucleotides long. The record is from the annotation of a GenBank genome assembly. Lineage: Eukaryota; Metazoa; Rotifera; Eurotatoria; Philodinida; Philodinidae.